CCUGCAGGGAAAAUGAAGUAAUAUUUUCACUUGAUAGUCUUCAGUUUUGAUUUGAUAUGUUAUAAAUGUGUUCUUUGCAUUACUAUUUCAUUUACUUUUCACUUAUAUCGAUAUCUUUAUUAAUCUUAAAAUAUAUUCAGAUAUAAAGUAAUAUACAGAACGAUAUCUAUAGUGUGUAUUUAGUUAUUUGAAUAAAAAUAAAGAUAUAGGUUAUAAAUUUUAAGUUGUCAUUUUCACAAUGGACUUGUCAAAAAUUCCAAAUGACAAGAAACUAUACCUUUGCAAAUGGUAUUUUCGAGUUGGAUUUGCUCUUCUGCCAUUUUUAUGGGCUGUGAAUGCUGUUUGGUUUGUCAAAGAAGCUUUUUUUGCACCACAUUAUGAAGAACAAAAACAAAUUAAAAAAUAUGUAAUAUUCUCUGCAGUUGGGGCUACUUUAUGGUCAGCUGCUCUUUUAGCAUGGAUUAUCAUAUUUCAAACCCAAAGAGCAGCAUGGGGUGAAGUAGCAGAUUCUAUUAGUUAUAUAAUUCCAACAGGCAUUCCUUAAUGCUGUGAUAUAAAUGUCUUUAGUUAAAUUUUAAUAAAUAUUAUGUAUUUUCUAACAAAAAGUUUAAAAAAGACUGUUUUGUUCAUACUUGGUAUUUGACUAAAUAACAAUCUUCAGUGUUAUAAAAAAAUAUAUUAUUUAUUUAAAUGCAGUGAAAUUAAAUAUUUCUAAAACUUAAUAGUACAUAAAUU
Molecule: messenger RNA, 735 nt
Organism: Megachile rotundata (alfalfa leafcutting bee)
Lineage: Eukaryota; Metazoa; Arthropoda; Insecta; Hymenoptera; Megachilidae
Gene: pen-2
Product: presenilin enhancer, gamma-secretase subunit
Biological process (GO): Notch receptor processing
Cellular component (GO): gamma-secretase complex
Source: RefSeq, a predicted model, not a curated record